This is a messenger RNA of Scatophagus argus, 5775 nucleotides long. It is a transcript of the gene b4galnt3b, whose product is annotated as beta-1,4-N-acetyl-galactosaminyl transferase 3b. Gene Ontology annotation, molecular function: acetylgalactosaminyltransferase activity. The record is from RefSeq and is a predicted model, not a curated record. Gene Ontology annotation, cellular component: Golgi cisterna membrane. Bases 866 to 4117 code for a protein of 1083 amino acids. The transcript is spliced from 20 exons. Lineage: Eukaryota; Metazoa; Chordata; Actinopteri; Scatophagidae.
CUGUUGCAAAUGUAGUUAAGUGAAAAGUACAUUUUUCUAAGAUGUCUACCCUUAAUUAUUAUUGUUAUCAAGUUAAGUAAAGAACAAAUCUGGGGCUCAGAAGUGUUUGCAUAUGGGGCUAGUACCUGUUACAGGUAAUUCCCAGUGAUGAGUGACGUCCAGGUUCACUCCUCCCACCAGUCUCUGAGCGAGCGGUGUCAAUCGACUACAAAUAAAAAGUGUUUCCGGUAGCGUUCAAAAUAAACUACCAGUUACAGACACAAUGACUCGUGUAAAUCAGUGUACCAAACUGUAAAUAUAUUAGAAAAUUUAUGGAUAAUAAACAGUAAACUUAAGAAAUUUAAUCAUGGCCAUGCCAGCGUAAUGUAUUUUGCAUCAGUGGGACACACAUGCUUUUACUUUGAAUGCAAACCUUGCUCUAUUCCGGUAUUUUUCUGGCUUUCUCUUGUGUGUCUUGAAGUUGUGUGCAAUGAGGGUGGUGUGGGAUUUCACCGCCUCACUCCGUUGUUUGUGCUGCUCGGUGCGCGCUAAUGCGAGACUAACGGAGCAGAGGUCAGCACGGCAGCACUCUCUGUUAGGGAGCAACGGGAAACCCUCUUGAAAGUUUUAGAUGGAUCUAGAGUGCUCAGUGUAAAGUGACCGCAACUCCAGGACGUGGUGGGAUUUUUCGCGAGAUGAGAGCCACCAGGGGCCGCGCGCACUGGGGACAUCCAGGGCGCCGGUAGUGUGCACCCACUGAAACCGCAGCGGUGGGAGGGUGGCAGGCAGGCGGACGGGCUCACGGUGGGAUCGGAAGCCUACUGAUGACAAAGCAUUUGACCCGACCGAUGAAUAACUCGGCAGGAGAUUUCGCCCGAGUGCCAACAUGAUCUCCGCGUUUUUCCCUCUGAAGAAACUGCGGCGCAACAGCAAAUAUCUUCUGUUCGGGGCGAUUCUGCUGGUCGGAGUUGUGGCCGUCUACCAUGAGAUGGUUGCUGCAAAAGCGUGGAGCAGUGAUAGCAGUAUGAAUCCUGACAGCAGCAGCUGGAGGAGAGCCAUGUUUGACGAAAGGGUCAGAAGGGACCAUCAACUAGAGCCUGCUUGGAGAUCAAGCUACACUCCACAAACCUGGAAACCAGAGUAUAAGGGACAGGCCAAUCUGCACGUCUUUGAGGACUGGUGUGGCAGUUCUAUAGCUGACCUAUGCAGAAACAUGCACUAUCCGCUGUAUCCCCAUUCCAGGACUACGGUCCGGAAGCUGGCCGUCUCUCCUCAGUGGACCAACUACGGGCUCAGGAUAUUUGGUUAUUUACAUCCAUAUACUGACGGAGAGUUUGUGUUUGCUUUGAGCUCUGAUGACAACUCUGAGUUUUGGCUCAGCACAGAUGACUCUCCCCUCAAUGUGCAGUUAUUGUCAUGGGUUGGAAAGACUGGCACAGAGUGGACUGCCCCGGGUGAGUUUGAUAAGUAUGCCAGUCAGACCUCCAGAUCGGUUUGGCUGUCUGCUCAGAGGAGGUACUUUUUUGAAAUUAUCCACAAGCAAAAUGAUAGAGGGACUGACCACGUGGAACUGGCGUGGCAGCUCCUGGACAGAGGAUUUAGGUUCAUGGUUAUUGAAUCCAAACACAUCUCCCUCUAUGUUAAUGAGUCUGCCUUGUUACUGAACGAUGUUGCCCACAUACCACAGACGGCUGCAAGCCACCAGCACACCCCCACAAAACAGCGUGAUGCCACAGCGGACAUGCUGAGGGAAGAGCCGCGAGACACUCUCUACCAAGUGCCUUUAAUAAACAGCAAGUUCCUACAAGGGCUUCUGCCUGAUUGUUUGUACAAGCCCAGCUACACCAUCAAAGACUUUCCUCUGCUCCGCUACCAAGGACUGCAGUUUGUCCGCAUGUCCUACGUCUACCCCAAUGACUACACCCGACUCACACACAUGGAGACACAGAACAGCUGCUUUUACCCCGAGAGCCCCUACUACAUGAAGAUGUUUGGUUUCUCCAGAUAUAUGAGACUGGACCGUUCUGAUACACAGGGAAAAGGAAACGCAGGCAGAGAUUUUGGUUUCCAGAAGAGGAAUUCAGUGCUAGAAGAGGAGGAGGAGGAGUUUGACAAUGAAGCCUAUCUAAGAGAAAAGGAAAUCAGACUGGACCAGAUAGAUAAUGCCCUCUUUCCAGACUAUGGGGACGACUAUGACGAUUAUGCUCAGAAACGCAGGCGUAAGCUCUUCUCCUUAGUCACGCAAGAAACUGACAACAUACUGAAGAACACUUCUGACACAAGACGACACAUAGAUGAGUUGCAGAGAAGGCAAGGGCAAGACAAUGUCCUUCAGCCUCAGAAAUCAGUUGAGCCUCUGCAAUCAGUGCCAACACAAGCCACGAAACAUCACCUGCACCAGCAACAAAACCAGACAGCGUUAAAGCCAGAGGCACAGGUUGAAAAAAUAGAACAGAUAAAACCAAAAGUAAAGUUAAGACCAGCAAAGAGACAAAUGGUCACAUCAGUAGAGACAGCUGUGAGACCAGAACAGACAAAUCCAUUGAUGCCAGUGGACAAACAGCAGCUUAAAGCAAAGGAAGGACCAGUUGUCUUGCCCGAGCAGCUAAGUCAUAAACAGCACCGUAGGCAGAGGUCCCAUAAAAUGAACCAUACCCAAAUUCAAAGACUCAAAGACACAAAGCCUCAACAAUUAAAGAGAGAUGCUUAUCUGCCUGAAAAACCCACAGUGGCCAAGCAGCAAUUUGAAACCAGAGACAAGCGUCGUACUACUCCCAAAAGAGACCGCCCUUUAGUCAGGCCAAAUCAGAGAGACACAGAUGUCAAAAAACACCUCAGGGAUAAGGAGAUAGAACUGAAUAUGCCUCUACAGCAGGAUUUAGAAAAUACCAUCCACAGAGGGAAGAUGGUCACAAAAAGAAAAACAGUGAAAAAGCAGUCAGAUACGAAAGGAGAGGAGAACCAAGCAGGGGAAGGGGAUGAUGUUCACAACGUGGAUUUAAGCAGGAAAAACUCUUUAUGGGGACCAGGAGAAGACUUUGAAGGUACAGAUGACGAGGACCUUACCCCAGCACCAGUGUUUGACACUGAGAUCAACUGGAGCCAGACCUUCCAGGUCAGCCCCCUGGACCUUCAGGCACACCGCUUAGAUUGGAUUGACCUGCACUGCAACAUCUCAGGCAAUCUGCUGCUGCACUCCAGUGACGCUCUGCCCGUGGUCGAGGCUUUCAUGGAACAACUCAACAAAAAGCACCACGGGAAAUUCUCAUUGGUCCGUGUAGUUAACGUGGUCAAGCGUGUGGACGGCGUCCAGGGCAGCCGCUACCUCCUCGAGCUGGAGCUGAAAGAUGUGAACGGUCAGCUGCUGCGCCUGUCGCACUACAUCUACACUCUGAUUCGCUACAGCAGGCAACGCAGCAAAGAGUUUGGUUUCCAGCGGCCAAAACCUCAGCUGGUGCUGUGCAACCCAGUGGGCUUCCGCUGGAAUCCGGAUGCCACGGUCCACUUCAUUGUACCUGUGAAAAACCAGGCUCGGUGGGUGCAGCAGCUGAUUGCUGACAUGGAGCAACUGUUCAGAGAAACCCGAGACAGCAACUUCAAUCUAAUCAUCGUCGACUACAACAGCACUGACAUGGACGUCAGGAAGGCUCUAGAGAAAUCCUCACUCCCUAGGUACGAAUACAUGAAGCUGAGUGGAAACUUUGAGCGCUCGGCCGGUCUGCAAGCAGGUGUCGACCUUAUAAAUGACGACCACAGCAUUGUGUUUCUUUGUGACCUCCACAUCCAUUUCCCUUCCUCCAUCAUCGAUACCAUCAGGAAGCACUGUGUGGAGGGGUACAUGGCCUUUGCUCCAAUAGUCCUAAGACUGGACUGCGGGGCUACGCCAUUAGACGCCAGAGGUUUCUGGGAGGUCAAUGGCUUUGGUCUGCUGGGGAUCUAUAAGUCAGAUCUGGACGCAGUGGGUGGAAUGAACACCAGGGAAUUCAGAGAUCGCUGGGGAGGAGAAGACUGGGAGCUCCUCGACAGGAUCCUCCAGGCCGGACUGGAAGUGGAGAGGAUCUACUUGAGGAACUUCUUCCACCACUAUCACUCCAAACGUGGCAUGUGGAACCGGCAGAUGUUGCGCAAACACAGGUGACCUUGACACCUGCCGCUGUGCCACGACCACGGUUGCCAUGGUUACAACCACGGCAACCAGAGCACUUUAAGGUUGGAGCAUUAUCCCUCUUACAUAAUGGUAAUACCUGCUGACCAACAGAGAGGGUGACAUAGGAUGCUGACUCAUGAUUGGAUACUGUCUUCAGUCACUUGUGAAGGAGAUACUACUGAUGUGCUCAGAGUUUAUUUCACUGGAUGCACUGUUGACUGCUUAGAGGGUACUCAUCAAUAUGUGCCACUGACUUCACAAUAUCACAUAUGAAGAUACUGACCUGCACCAUGAUGAUCUGGCUGCAAGGAACUGCCCUGAUCCAAAGACAAAACAUUAAUUAAAUGAUAGCUCACACUCCAAGAAUGUGUACACACAAGUGGCCUACAUCAUAAUGAUCAGAAGUCUUGCACAUGAGUCUUAACUGGUGAAAAAAUUGUUUGUUUUGUUUGUGACAAAAUGAAAUACACGUAUUUCACUGCAGAUUGUGUUCAUGGUAAACACAGCCUUAUUUGUCAUGUUGUAAAUUAUGAAAAACUUUAUAUUUAUUUUAUCAAUGUUUGUGGGUUGUUGUUUUUUUCAGUUAAAUGUUACUUGUAGAUACAGACAAUAACAUUUCACAAAAGUGUACCUCAGUUUGGAGCCCUCCACUAAUAAGUGUGCCUUAUGUUUUUUUUUUGUCAGGAAAGCUUAAACUUAAACUGGAAUACUAAUUGAAUAUUUAAGUGAAUUUUCAUGCUUUCUGCAUUUAGUUUAAUCUGAGAAGAAUAGUCAAUUUAAAAAAAAAACAGCGAUUAGGAUUUCGAGAGGUAUGUUUGUGAUGCUCAGUGCAUCACAAUUGACAGUUUUGAAUAUGUUUCUUAUUUCUGCCACUUCCCUGCACUGCCACCAAAGAUAAUAGCUCAAAGUUGAGUCUACUUUUUUUUCACGUGCAGAAAAAUCAAAUUAAAAGGUUUUGUCUUUUGAUGUGACAGACUAUUGAAGUGUCUGUGUAAAUAUAGCAAGGGCAAUUUUGGUCAGUAACUAGUUUUACUGUAAUUUCAUGUUAUUUCAUGUUAUUUUUAUUGAUCAACCUGCUGAAUUCCGUAGUUGUUUUUCAAAAGAAUAACUGUUUUGUUGAAUUUCAAAAAGCUACGUUUGUUUCACCUCAGCCUAUGAAGCUUCCCCUUCUAAUAGUGGGAGUUAUUGUUUUCACUGCCAGCACAGUAAAACCAGACAGGAAAUGUAGUGGGUGAAAAGUGAUCUUGUGUAUUUAUCAUUUUGUUUUGUGGUAUUUAAGAUACGACUAAUGGCAGCAUUUUUAUGAUUGUUCACAUUCCAAUUUAACAGACUUGUUGUGCCUUUCUUAGUGUAUUGAAAUUGAUACACGUUACACUUGACAAACUAUUUCACCUUUAAAACACAACAGAAGUCUGGUGUGAUGCCUGGCUUGGUUGCUGGUUUUGGUUUGGUUAAAAUGUUAGAUGUUUUCCCGUCAUCCUUUACCGCUCCUUCAUGUCUUACUUUGUUGUUUUUAGAUAUACCUCAUCCCUCUCUCUGUGCUGGGAGUUAACUUCUGCUUUAAUGUACAGUUCUGCAGUCUCCUCUCAGGGACGGUUUUGCUUUCAUGUUACACUUGACAAAUCAGAGGAAUAAAUUUCUUCAUUUCA